Leptonychotes weddellii (Weddell seal) is the source of this 205-nucleotide messenger RNA. Lineage: Eukaryota; Metazoa; Chordata; Mammalia; Carnivora; Phocidae. The record is from RefSeq and is a predicted model, not a curated record.
GGUGUUGGUGUUGAAUUCAGAACUGUAGCGGCACAUGGGGCUGGAGGACGAGCGAAAGAUGCUGACCGGGUCCGGAGAUCCCAAGGAGGAGGAAGAGGAGGAGGAGGAAUUAGUGGAUCCCCUAACAACAGUGAGAGAGCAAUGCGAACAGCUGGAGAAAUGUGUAAAGGCUCGGGAGCGGCUAGAGCUCUGUGACCAGCGUGUA